Exophiala aquamarina CBS 119918 is the source of this 936-nucleotide messenger RNA. RefSeq lists its product as uncharacterized. The transcript has a single exon. The record is from RefSeq and is a predicted model, not a curated record. The coding region runs from base 1 to 936 and encodes 311 amino acids. NCBI's taxonomy places the organism in Eukaryota, Fungi, Ascomycota, Eurotiomycetes, Chaetothyriales, Herpotrichiellaceae.
AUGUGGCCAUUCACAAUCAAUUCGACCUUCACUCCUGCAACGGGCAUUAAAUCCCUUGAGGGGAAAGUGAUCCUUGUUACUGGUGGAAACAAUGGAAUCGGCAAAGAAACAAUCCUGCAGCUCGCCAAACACCAUCCACAAAAGAUCUUCAUGGCUUCUCGAACCGAGUCUAAAGCCCGAGACGCAAUAGCUUCUAUCAAGUCUCAAAAUCUCCAGGAUGUGGACAUCGAAUAUCUUCCAUUGGACUUGUCUUCACUUCCUUCUGUCAAAUCGGCAGCCGAUCAGGUCAUGCGCAAUAGCGAGCGACUAGACAUCCUCGUUCUCAAUGCUGGAAUCAUGGCCGUGCCACCCGGGAAAACAGCAUCGGGACAAGAUAUCCAGCUUGGAACCAACCAUGUCGGGCACUUCUUACUCACCAAACUUCUUCUCCCCACACUCGAGAAAACCGCCAGCCAACACUCCUCCGACGUGCGUGUGGUUUCAGUGUCCUCAGAAGCCCACAACAUGGCUCCCAAUCUCGCUACAAUGCUCUCCACGGAGAAACUGACAGCUACAAGCCCGUGGGUACGGUAUGGUGCAUCAAAGGCAGCCAACAUCAUGUUUGCAGCUGAACUCGCUCGCCGACAUCCACAAUUUACCUGUGUCUCUCUCCAUCCGGGUAUGAUCAAGACCGACUUGUACGUUCCGAACACCGAGUCCAACUUUCUUGUGAGGUAUGGAGCUAUGAUCUUUGGCCCGUUGAUCUUUCAGGACAUCGCGCAUGGUGCCUUCAACCAACUAUGGGCCUCGGCUGGAACAGACAAGGCUGAAAUCGCCAAUGGAGGUUACUACACACCUGUGGGCAAAUUGAGAAACAACAAGUGGGCUAGUGACGUCGAGGCAGGAAGGAAGUUGUGGGAAUGGACUGAGAAGGAGCUUGCGACUGCUGGAUACUGA